AAAGCGCCCACGUCAAGGCUGCAGACUUAAUGCAUGCAUCACCACUCAGUAGUGUUGUUGCACCCGAACCAACCAUGUCUUUUAAGUGCAUCGAUGUUCAAAAACUGUACGAAAAAGACAAGAACGUCAGAAAAUCAGACGUGGAUAUUUUAACAGAAUGGUUGAAAAAGCAGCCACAUUUACCAGAAAUGGAAGAAAUGCAAGUAGCCGCCUUUCUCCACAGUUGCUACUACCAGAUAGAAAGAGCCAAAAUCACCAUCGACAACUACUUCACCAUGAAAACUCACCACCCGGAAUUAUUUGCGACUUUGAAUGAAACCCAUCUGCGAAAAUCGAUGUCCGCGGUUUUCGUUAAGGUCCUGCCAAAAACUACUCCUGAAGGCUACGUCGUCAUUUUGUUAAAACUGCUGGAUUUUAAAGCCGACUAUUUCAACUUUUUUGAUCAGGUGUGUGUGAUUAACAUGGUUUCGACGCUCCAUCUUCAUCAGAAUGGGUUUGAAACAGGCGCGGUGAUAGUGUUUGACUCGAAAGGAUUCACUUUAAGUCACUUAGCGAAAUUUAACUUCAGUGCGUUGAAACAUGCGGUGGAUCACCUCCAGGAGGGUGCCCCAGUUAGGGUUAAAAGUGUGCACUUCAUAAACGUGGUCCCCGUUCUCGACAAAGUCAUGAGUUUGAUCAAACCCUUGUUAAGGGGUGAAGUUUUCAACAUGCUACAACUACAUCCGUCUAUGGAAUCGUUCCACAAACACAUACCGAAGGAAUGCAUGCCCGAAGACUACGGAGGGGGGGUUUCAUCGUGCCAGAAGCUACAAGACGAGAAUUUGGAAAACUGUCUGAAGAGUUACGAUUUUUUCCAAUGGCAUGAGUCGCAAAGGGUUGACGAGAUGAAGCGAGUCGGAAAGUGUGCCAGUUCCUUCGGGAUCGCCGGGACUUUCAAAAAAUUGAAUAUUGAUUAGGGUCAGAUUUUUAAUUUUUCGAUUUUCUAAUUAUUCAAUGUUUAAAUUUCCCAAUUUUUCAUCAUUUUA
This is a messenger RNA of Zophobas morio, 1025 nucleotides long. Its product is annotated as alpha-tocopherol transfer protein-like. The coding region runs from base 30 to 956 and encodes 308 amino acids. The transcript has 5 exons. The record is from RefSeq and is a predicted model, not a curated record. Lineage: Eukaryota; Metazoa; Arthropoda; Insecta; Coleoptera; Tenebrionidae. Gene Ontology annotation, molecular function: phosphatidylinositol bisphosphate binding. Gene Ontology annotation, cellular component: membrane.